AUGUUUGGGAUUCAAGAUACUUUAGGAAGAGGGCCAGCUCUGAAAGAGAAGUCGCUGAGCGCCGAGAUGGAUUCGGUCAGAUCCUGGGUCAGGAACGUCGGCGUGGUGGACGCCAAUGUCGCGGCGCAGAGCGGAGUCGCCCUGUCCCGCGCGCACUUCGAGAAGCAGCCGCCCUCCAACCUGCGCAAGUCCAACUUCUUCCACUUCGUGCUGGCGCUCUACGAUCGGCAGGGCCAGCCCGUGGAGAUCGAGCGCACGGCCUUCGUGGACUUCGUGGAGAACGACAAGGAACAAGGCAAUGAGAAGACCAACAAUGGCACCCACUACAAGCUACAGCUCCUCUACAGCAAUGGUGUCCGCACGGAGCAGGACCUGUACGUCAGGCUCAUUGACUCGGUCACUAAGCAGCCCAUCGCUUACGAGGGACAAAAUAAGAAUCCGGAAAUGUGCCGAGUUCUUCUGACACACGAAGUCAUGUGCAGUCGAUGCUGUGAAAAGAAAAGUUGUGGAAACCGAAAUGAGACUCCUUCAGACCCUGUCAUCAUCGACAGAUUCUUUUUAAAAUUUUUCCUCAAGUGCAAUCAGAAUUGUUUGAAAACAGCAGGAAACCCAAGGGACAUGAGGAGGUUCCAGGUUGUGUUAUCAACAACAGUGAAUGUAGAUGGACAUGUGUUGGCUGUUUCUGACAACAUGUUUGUUCAUAACAACUCUAAGCAUGGGCGGAGAGCGAGAAGACUGGACCCUUCAGAAGCUACCCCCUGCAUCAAAGCCAUUAGCCCAAGUGAAGGCUGGACCACAGGAGGAGCCAUGGUCAUCAUCAUUGGGGACAACUUCUUUGAUGGCCUCCAAGUGGUGUUUGGGACCAUGCUUGUAUGGAGCGAGCUCAUCACUCCUCAUGCCAUCAGAGUGCAGACUCCUCCUCGGCACAUCCCUGGAGUGGUGGAAGUGACUCUGUCUUAUAAAUCCAAGCAGUUCUGCAAAGGAGCUCCAGGGAGGUUCAUUUAUACAGCAUUAAAUGAACCCACCAUAGACUAUGGCUUCCAGAGGCUGCAGAAAGUCAUCCCAAGGCAUCCUGGAGAUCCAGAGAGAUUAGCGAAGGAAAUGCUGUUGAAAAGAGCUGCGGAUCUUGUGGAGGCCCUGUAUGGCACACCACACAAUAACCAGGACAUCAUUUUGAAGCGAGCCGCAGAUAUUGCUGAAGCCCUCUACAGUGUCCCCAGGAAUCCCAGCCAGAUCCCAGCUCUCUCCAGCUCUCCUGCUCACAGUGGCAUGAUGGGCAUCAAUUCUUAUGGCAGCCAACUUGGAGUCAGCAUCUCAGAGUCAACCCAGGGAAAUAAUCAAGGUUACAUCCGCAACACAAGCAGCAUCUCUCCUCGGGGCUACUCUUCCAGCUCUACCCCUCAGCAGUCUAACUACAGCACCUCCAGUAACAGUAUGAAUGGCUACAGCAACGUCCCCAUGGCCAACCUGGGCGUUCCAGGGUCACCAGGAUUUCUAAACGGCUCCCCCACAGGCUCCCCUUAUGGAAUCAUGUCAUCAAGUCCCACUGUUGGAUCUUCCAGCACGUCUUCCAUCCUCCCAUUUUCCUCUUCAGUUUUUCCUGCUGUCAAACAGAAGAGUGCCUUUGCCCCUGUCAUCAGGCCCCAAGGCUCCCCUUCGCCUGCCUGCUCCAGUGGCAAUGGAAAUGGAUUCAGAGCCAUGACCGGACUUGUCGUGCCCCCGAUGUAA
Pipistrellus nathusii (Nathusius's pipistrelle) is the source of this 1728-nucleotide messenger RNA. The record is from the annotation of a GenBank genome assembly. NCBI's taxonomy places the organism in Eukaryota, Metazoa, Chordata, Mammalia, Chiroptera, Vespertilionidae.